AUGUCCGGAUAUGGUAAAUACGUGAAUAAUAUUCUUGACGGCAUUGAAGAGCCUGAUUCCGGACUUUUUCCUGGGCUGUCCACCGAGCUGCUAUCCACCCUCGAUGACAUUCCCUUCGGCGAUAUCCCAUGGUCGUCGUUCAAGAUUCGCUGGUCUGGUCCUCUUACCGCGACAUCGCCUGCAUGGAAGAAACAAAGCUACGUUGUACACACGCGCGACCCGCUUGCAACCCUCGAAAACACUCUUGGCAACACUGAAUAUAAGAAUAAGAUUGACGUGUGUGCGUACAAGGAGUUCACGCCCGGUGGGAAGCAAAGGUGGUCUAAUUUCAUGUCGGGGCUGUGGGCUUGGAAAGAGUCGAGCAAGAUCGCGCAGGAUCCAAUAGCCCGUGGUGCGAUGCUUGCCACAGCUGUCGUCGGCGCUGAUAAGACGACCGUAUCGGUUGCAAGCGGUGAUCAGGAGUUCCACCCCGUGUACGUCUCGCUGGGGAACCUACACAAUGACGCACGGCGUGGGCAUGGAGAGUCAGUGAUCCCAUUGGCAUUUCUAGCCAUUCCCAAAGGUUCAAAUGAAGAUGAGAAUGACGCCGAAUUCCGUAUUUUCAAAAAGCAGAUCUACCACCGAUCCCUCGCGCAUAUCUUCGAGCCUCUCAGGCCGUGGAUGACGACCCCGCGCGUGACGCUCUGCCCAGACGGUCACUUUCGCCGGGUGAUCUACUCGCUCGGACCGUUCAUCGCUGACUACCCAGAGCAAGUCUAUCUCUCUGGGGUUGUCCAAGGGUGGUGUCCCAAAUGUUUUGCUCCCCCCGACGAGCUUGGAGAAGGAGAUCUGCGGUUCCGAGAGGUGACACAGCUCAUAAAGGACACAUACUCACAUGAUCCCGACAUUCUGUGGGAUGCAUUUGGCAUUGCACCGGGGGUUAAGCCUUUCACGGAUUAUUUUCCGCGUGCAGAUAUUCACGAGGCGCUUUCGCCGGAUCUCUUACAUCAGUUAAUCAAAGGUACCUUCAAGGAUCAUCUUGUCGAGUGGGUCGUCGACUACAUCAAGAUGAACAACUCAGCUCGUGAUGCCAACGCAAUCAUUGAUGAUCUUGACCGUCGGCUUCGAUCAGUACCAGCAUUCCCCGGUCUGCGGCGCUUCAAGCAAGGCCGGAACUUCAAACAAUGGACGGGAGAUGACUCAAAAGCUCUCAUGAAGAUCUUUAUCCCAGCAAUAGCCGACGUCGGAGUCCCUGACCGUGUCGUUGAAUGUGUCCGGUCCUUCAUGGAUUUUUGUUACAUCGCUCGGCGGUCUGCUCAUGACGAGGACUCCUUGCACCUCAUGGAGACUCAUCUACGUCGCUUCCACGAGCUUCGUGAGGUCUUCCGCGAGGAAGCUAUUCGUGCAAACUUCGCUUUGCCACGACAACAUGCCCUCAUGCACUACGUGCGAGGGAUCAAGCUCUUUGGCUCUCCAAAUGGUCUCUGCUCAUCGAUUACAGAAUCCAAGCACAUUCGCGCAGUCAAGAAGCCAUGGCGCGCGACAAACAAGAACAACCCACUGCAGCAGAUUCUCAAGAUCAACUGCUGGUUGAGCAAACUUGCCGCUGCACGCUCUGUUUGGGGAGCUCAUGGAUUGCUUCAGUACGACGUCCUCACGGCUGCGCGACACCAUGUCCAUCCGGAGUACUUUGACUCGGAUGACGAUGAAGACAACAAUAUCGGCCCUCACCUGGCUGACGAAGACGAACCCAAUGGAGCAGACGAUGAGGGAGGUGAUGCGGACAAUCGCCACUUCAACGACAUCGCUGACGUUGCAGGCGAACCCGAGCCGCUCUCUAUAGAGUUGGCAAAGAAGCCAGCGUAUUCGCGACCAAUCACACGCCUUGACCUUGACCCGAGGCUCAAAACUCUCUUGCCUGGCCUCAUCCGCCGCUUCCUUUAUGACCAGCUUGACCCUCCAGCAGACUCCGACUCCGACUCUGACAUCGAGCCUGAGGACGUGGACAUCGAGGACUGCCCUCGCUUCCACGGGCAUGUCGCUGUGUAUUACAGCGCACGCGCUCUCUUUUAUGCUCCGAGCGAGCUGUCUGGGCCAGGCGGAAUGCAUUCAGAGGUCAUCCGCAGCCAUCCGCUGUGGUACGGAAAAUACGAGCGGCGUGACACUGUGCUCGUCCAGGAUGGACCCGAUAACGGUCUAAUGGGAGGUAUGAUUGUGGCGCGAGUACUCGCAUUCCUGUCAUUCUCGCACAACGAGAUCAAGUACCCAUGCGCACUCGUUCACUGGCUCCUCCCAGUCGGUGACGCUCCCGACUCCACCACGGGUAUGUGGAUCUUGGAGCCCGAGGUGUUUGAUGGCGAGAGGACUGUAGGCUUAAUACACACAGACUGCAUUGUCCGUCGUCUCCCAGCAGAUUUUGAUUUCUCGUACUCACAUCUCGCUUUCAAACGGUUUUACUUGAACAAAUGGGCUGACUAUCAUGUACACGAAUGUUAUCCUUUGGUUUGA
Molecule: messenger RNA, 2487 nt
Organism: Fomitopsis serialis
Lineage: Eukaryota; Fungi; Basidiomycota; Agaricomycetes; Polyporales; Fomitopsidaceae
Exons: 10
Coding region: 1-2487 (828 amino acids)
Source: RefSeq, a predicted model, not a curated record